This is a messenger RNA of Bactrocera latifrons, 1882 nucleotides long. RefSeq names its product octopamine receptor beta-1R (gene Octbeta1R). Gene Ontology annotation, cellular component: membrane. Gene Ontology annotation, molecular function: adrenergic receptor activity; octopamine receptor activity. The transcript has 7 exons. NCBI's taxonomy places the organism in Eukaryota, Metazoa, Arthropoda, Insecta, Diptera, Tephritidae. Gene Ontology annotation, biological process: adenylate cyclase-activating adrenergic receptor signaling pathway. Bases 72 to 1766 code for a protein of 564 amino acids. The record is from RefSeq and is a predicted model, not a curated record.
CAAAAGCAACAAACAUCAAUACUAACUCAGGCGAGCGCCAACGACCAUUACAAUCAACGCCAACAGACGCAAUGCCACAAUCAUUAGCCACAACAAGUGCCAACAACUUUGCGAAAAUAACUGCGAGCACAAUAACGGUGAUGGCUGCGGCGAACACUAAGACUGUAGUUCCGCUCGCCGUCGCCAUGCUGUUUCUGUUUGUGGCCUUCUCAGGGAAUGUGGCUGGUGAGGCAGCAGCGGCGGCGCCGGCCAGCAACACGAAUGACGAGCACUUAAGAAUUAUCGCCGGUGCGGAUUCUGGUGAAGCGACGGCCACAAAAGCCGCAAUUACUUUGGAAAAGCACAUUGGUAUAACUGCACCUGUUGUUGUUGUAACAUCUAUGCCACCAUUGCAGGGCGAUCAGCCGAUGUAUUUGGGUUUCAUGGCGAGCAUGUUGCUCAAUGAUGAGGACGGCAAUGGCAGUGGCGGCGGUAAGGGCACAGACAGCCGGGCCGGCCUUGGGAGGGCAAACGGUGGCGGCAAUUUAGUUCCUAUAAAAUCGGCAGUGGCAGCUGCCGCGUCCGUGGCGGCGAAAGCAUUCAAUGACUCGUUAGCGUUCGCUGUGACGUCGACGGCAGCGUCUGCUUCCACACCCGAAUGGUCGACACACUUGGCAUUUGUCAUGUUCAAAUGUUGCGUUAUUAUACUCAUUAUACUCGCAGCCAUACUCGGCAAUGUGCUCGUAAUUGUGUCCGUUAUGCGGCAUCGGAAAUUGCGCAUUAUCACGAACUACUUUGUGGUUUCGUUAGCCGUGGCUGAUAUGUUGGUGGCCCUGUGCGCUAUGACAUUCAACGCUUCCGUUGAGAUUACCGGGAAGUGGAUGUUCGGUGCCGUAAUGUGCGAUGUGUGGAACAGUUUCGAUGUUUACUUCUCAACGGCGAGUAUUAUGCAUCUCUGCUGCAUAUCUGUGGAUAGAUAUUAUGCGAUUGUGCAACCGCUCGAUUAUCCACUGAUUAUGACGCAGGGACGUGUGUACUUCAUGCUUUUAAUGGUGUGGUUGUUGCCCGCGCUUCUCUCAUUUCUACCGAUCUGCUCGGGCUGGUACACGACGGAGGAAAAUUGGAAAUAUUUAAAAAGCAAUCCACACAUUUGCGAAUUCAAAGUAAACAAGGCGUACGCCAUAGUUAGUUCCUCGAUGAGUUUCUGGAUACCUGGUUUCGUAAUGGUCUUCAUGUACUAUCGCAUUUAUCAAGAGGCUGUACGACAGGAACGGCUUGUCUACAGAUCCAAAGUUGCUGCCCUCCUUCUAGACAAGCAUUUGCAGAUUAGCCAAAUACCCAAGCCUCGACCGAGUAUCCAAGUCGAACAGUCCACCAUUACAACAAUGCGCCGGGAGCGUAAGGCCGCACGCACGCUUGGAAUAAUAAUGAGUGCUUUUCUACUCUGUUGGGCACCAUUUUUCCUAUGGUAUUUAACGUCCACACUGUGCUCUAGUUGCACCACUCCGCGAAUUGUUGUUGGCAUACUCUUUUGGAUCGGCUACUUCAAUUCGGCUUUGAAUCCUAUCAUUUAUGCCUACUUCAAUCGUGAUUUUCGUGGAGCUUUCAAGAAAACACUGAAGUCCUGCUGCCCAUAUGACCUCAUAAAUUGUCGCGUCAGCGCGGGCGCUGACCUGCCGCCAUACAUCAACUCCACCGCCUCCUCCGAAAUACACAUGAACAUUAUACGAACUCGUCAAUACGCCACGUCGUCAUCGAAUCAGCUGCAACCGCUCUACCAGAACUAAAAAUAAAAUUAAGUUUAGGCAAGGGAAGAGGGAAGCGAAGCAGAAAUAAACUCGGCCAAGCCUGGCUAACAGGCCAAAUAACUCCACCAAACAAAAAUAGCAACUAAAGGAGCUCG